Molecule: messenger RNA, 1041 nt
Organism: Cercospora beticola
Lineage: Eukaryota; Fungi; Ascomycota; Dothideomycetes; Mycosphaerellales; Mycosphaerellaceae
Biological process (GO): ribose phosphate biosynthetic process
Molecular function (GO): sedoheptulose-bisphosphatase activity
Source: RefSeq, a predicted model, not a curated record
AACAAACUGAGAGUCAAGGCAGUGAGUCUACAAAGAGCAUAUGCAGCCUUCAUGUCCACGGGCAAGUCCGCCCCCACGGCUUUUCAUCGGCCGACAAUGACCUCAACGGAAAGUAUUCUACUGACGAUCUACCACUUCAUAUCUCUUCGGCUACAUUUCACAUAACAAUAUACUUAACUUGAACGUAACUCAGCAGAAUGCCUGACAAAGACGCUUCCACACCAAGGGUCUUCCUGAUCCGCCAUGGACAAACAGAAUGGAGCAUGUCUGGGCAACACACAGGCAAAACAGACAUCCCGAUGACAGCAGAAGGUGAAGAUCAAGUCCGAGGAACAGGGCGCAUUGUCUACGGCGAAGGCAAACUGCUCGAUCCCAAGAAAAUCGCCAAAGUCCUCGUUUCGCCACGGACGAGAGCGAUCAAGACGUACGAAUUGCUUUCUGGACAAACUGAAGGUUACGAAAUUCGAGAAGAGAUUGCGGAGUGGGAUUAUGGUGACUACGAAGGCCUCACGCCCUCUCAAAUCCGCACAAACCGCAAGUCCGAAGGCCUAGACAUUGAUCGAUCGUGGGACAUCUGGCGCGAUGGCUGCGUAAACGGCGAAUCACCCGAACAAGUUACAGCUCGAUUAGAUGCUGUCAUUGCCGAGAUCAAAGCCUUGCAAGCUCCGCAUAUGAAGGAUGCGGAGCCGAAAGACGUCGUAAUCGUCGCCCAUGGGCAUACGACUAGAGCGUUCGCGAGAAGGUGGUUGGGGUAUGAGUUGUCGUUUCCGUUGAGUUUGAUGAUGGAGCCUGGUGGGGUGGGAGUGCUGAGCUAUCAACAUCAUAAUGUAGAUGAGCCGGCGUUGUUGUUGGGAAUUGGGUUUCCUUUACAGCAGUAGGAAUCUCGGCAGGGACUGACAGCGAGGCUAAGUGCAGGAAAAAGAUGUCGAUCAGAUCUUCAGCAAUGUGGAUAUUUAACGCAUAUUUCUGGUUUCGAGCGCUGUCGACAACAUUUAGCUUGACAAUGAGAAACUACUCCCACUAUCACUAUAUAAGCCACCC